AUGCUGUCGUCCGCCGUCUUCUCCUCCUCCUCCUCGGCGCUGCUGCGCGGAGCCCCGCCGCGGACCCGGAGGUUGCUCCUGGGCGCCCCCGCGCGCGCGCACAGCGGCGCGGCGAGCCGCGCUCGCGGUGGGUUUCCGAGGUUCCACGCCCCGUCUCUCCCUUCGUCGAAGGGUGAGGUGAUUCGCAUCCAAGGAGACGAGUUCUGGCACAUGACACGGGUUUUGCGCCUUGGCAUUAACGACAGGGUUGAACUAUUUGAUGGGGCAGGUGGUUUAGUUGAAGGAUUCAUACAUAAAGUUGACAAAAGUGGCUCAGAUGUUGAGUUAUUAGAGGAUGCUAGGAUCAUAGCUCCUCAAGGCAUCCAAUGGCAUGUCUUUGCUGCAUUUGGGACACUGAAAGGCGGACGUGCUGAUUGGCUUAUAGAGAAAUGUACUGAACUAGGAGCUUCUAGUGUUACUCCUCUCCUGACAGAAAGAUGUCACACAAUUGCGGAAAAUCGGGUGGACAGGCUGCAACGUCUUGUGCUGGCUGCAGUUAAACAAUGCCAGAGGAUACAUGAAAUGUCGCUGAAGCCCCCAAUUCAGAUAAGUCACCUUCUACCUGUUGUAUCACAGUCAAAGCUUGCUUUCCUAGCAUCAGCAGAAGCGCCUCCUCUUUUAAGUGUUCUGCCAAAAUCCAGCACUGAACAAAGUGGGCUUCUGAUUAUUGGACCUGAAGGAGGCUACGAGUUGAGACAGCCACAAUAUCCCUCCUAUCUGCUCUCAUGCUAUGGUCAGAUGCUAAACACCAGUAAAGACAGCAAUGCAGUGCAAUCCAACGCGUCGCACCAUCGCUUCUUGGGGCGGAAGCAGCCCCAAUCCAACGCGCCGCACCAUGGCUCCUUGUCGCGACGACCGCACGCCGCCUCCUGA
Messenger RNA from Miscanthus lutarioriparius, 912 nucleotides. NCBI's taxonomy places the organism in Eukaryota, Viridiplantae, Streptophyta, Magnoliopsida, Poales, Poaceae. The record is from the annotation of a GenBank genome assembly.